This is a messenger RNA of Indicator indicator, 2931 nucleotides long. It is a transcript of the gene CLSTN3, whose product is annotated as calsyntenin 3. Lineage: Eukaryota; Metazoa; Chordata; Aves; Piciformes; Indicatoridae. Gene Ontology annotation, cellular component: postsynaptic membrane; cell surface. Gene Ontology annotation, molecular function: kinesin binding; calcium ion binding; X11-like protein binding. Gene Ontology annotation, biological process: positive regulation of synapse assembly; homophilic cell-cell adhesion; positive regulation of synaptic transmission. Bases 4 to 2931 code for a protein of 975 amino acids. The transcript is spliced from 18 exons. The record is from RefSeq and is a predicted model, not a curated record.
GCGAUGGGCGACUCUCGGUCCCCCGCUGCUGUCCUCCUGCCUCUCCUCUGCUUCUGUGUCGCGCUUCCCGCCAGCGCCUCCAACAAAGCAAACAAGCACAAACCCUGGAUUGAAGCUGAGUACCAGGGCAUCAUCAUGGAGAAUGACAACACGGUGCUGCUCAACCCCCCACUCUUUGCGCUGGACAAGGACGCCCCGCUGCGCUAUGCAGGUGAAAUCUGUGGCUUCAGGAUCCAUGGGGCAGGGGUACCUUUUGAAGCUGUGAUACUGGACAAAGCUACAGGUGAGGGGCUGAUCCGAGCCAAGGAGCCAGUGGAUUGUGAAGCACAUAAGGAGCACACAUUCACCAUCCAGGCCUAUGACUGUGGAGAGGGGCCUGAUGGAGCAAAUACCAAGAAGUCACACAAGGCCACGGUGCACGUUCGAGUGAACGAUGUCAAUGAGUUUGCUCCUGUCUUCCUGGAGAAGCUGUACCACGUGGCGGUGACCGAGGGCAAGCUGUACGACCGCAUCUUGCGCGUGGAGGCCAUUGAUGGAGACUGCUCCCCACAGUACAGCCAGAUAUGCUACUAUGAGAUCUUGACCCCCAACAUUCCCUUCCUGAUUGACAAUGAUGGGAACAUUGAGAACACAGAGAAGCUGCAGUACAGUGGAGAUCGUCUCUACAAAUUCAAGGUGACAGCUUAUGACUGUGGAAAGAAGCGGUCUUCUAAUGAUGCUGAAGUGGAAAUCCAGGUGAAACCCACCUGCAAGCCCAGCUGGCAGGGAUGGAACAAGAGGAUUGAGUACACUCCAGGUGCAGGCAGCCUGGCACUCUUCCCCAGCAUUCACCUGGAGACCUGUGACGAGCCCCUGUGGAACAUCCAGGCCACAGUGGAGCUUCAGACAAACCAUGUGGCCAAGGGCUGUGACCGUGACAACUACUCGGAGAAGUCGCUGCGCAAACUCUGUGGUGCUGCCUCAGGAGAGAUUGACCUGCUGCCGGUGCCUAGCCCCACGGCCAACUGGACAGCACGGCUCUCGGUGCACUACAGCCAGGACAGCAGCCUCAUCUACUGGUUCAACGGCAGCCAGGCUGCCCAGGUGCCAGUGGUGACUGGGCUGGGUGCCCAGGCGGGACUGAGUGACCACUUCACCUUGUCUGUGUGGAUGAAGCACGCCGUGGUGCCCAGCAAGGGCAGGCGGGAAGAGGAGACGGUGAUCUGCAGCACGCUGCAGAGUGAGGAUGGCUAUUCCCACUACUCCCUGGCUGUGCAUGGCUGCCGGAUUGCUUUCCUCUACUGGCCGUUGCUGGAAAGUGCAAGGCCUGUGAAAUUCCUCUGGAAGCUUGAGCAGGUCUGUGAUGAUGAAUGGCACCACUAUGCCCUGAACCUGGAGUUCCCCACAGUCACACUCUAUGUGGAUGGUGUCUCUUACGACCCUGCCCUCAUCCAUGACAAUGGCCUCAUUCACCCUCCACGGCAGGAACCCCUGCUCAUGAUUGGAGCCUGCUGGACCGAUGAGAAAAACAAAGAGAAAAUGAAGGGAAAUGAGAACUUCACUGACGCUGUACAAGGAGAUCCUCUGUCGAUCCACCACUACUUCCAUGGUUACUUGGCUGGCUUCACUGUGCGCCCUGGUAGCUUGGAGAGCCGGGAGGUUAUUGAAUGCCUGUAUGCCUGCCGUGAGGGGCUUGAUUACAGUGACUUCGACAGUCUGGGCAAAGGCAUGAAGGUUCACGUGAACCCCUCUCAGUCCCAGCUCACCCUGGAAGGUGAUGAUGUGGAAACCUUCAACCAUGCUAUCCAGCACGUGGCCUACAUGAACUCCCUGCGCUUCGCUACCCCUGGUGUCCGGCCCCUCAGGCUCACCACUGCUGUCAAGUGUUUCAGUGAAGAGUCCUGUGUCACCAUUCCUGAUGUGGAAGGUUAUGUUGUGGUGCUACAGCCUGAUGCGCCCCAGAUCCUGUUGAGUGGCAAUACCCACUUUGCUCAUCCUGCUUCAGACUUGGAGGCUCCUGAUGGAGUCCCCCUCUUCCCCAACCUCCAGAUCACUUGCUCUAUUUCUCACCAGGUGGAGGCCAAGAAGGAUGAGAACUGGCAUGGUACCGUGACAGACACACGGAUGUCAGAUGAGAUUGUGCACAACCUGGAUGGCUGCGAGAUCUCGUUGGUAGGAGAUGACUUGGACCCAGAGAGGGAAUAUCUGCUCCUGGAUGGGGCACUGCUGCAGCAGCGGGGCCUGGAGCUUGUCAACACCUCUGCCUACCUCACCAUCUCAGGUGUGGAGAGCAUUGCAGUCUAUGAGGAAAUCCUGCACCAGGUCUCCUACCACAUCAACCACGGGGCUGCUCUCUAUGAAAGGAAGUUUCACCUGUCCUGCACUGAGAUGAACGGACGCUACUCCAGCAAUGAGUUCACUGUCGAGGUGAACGUCCUCCACAACACGAACCGAGCUGCUCAUCCCAACCACAUGCUGAGUUCCCAGCAGUUUGUGCACCGAGGCCAUCACUUAGCCCCAGAGCUGUCUGGGCACAGUCUGGCAAGCACCCACAACAACCCAAUGGUCCCCAAUGCUGCCACUGUCAUCAUUGUGGUGUGCGUGGGCUUCCUUGCACUCAUGGUGGUCCUGGGCAUCCUGCGCAUCCACUCCCUGCACCGGCGUGGAGCAGGCCAGGAGGGCCCUGAAGCUGUUGAGGGAGGGCACACCAGCACUGGAGGCAAAGAGAGUGACAUGUUCUGGGACGACUCAGCUCUCACCAUCAUCGUCAACCCCAUGGAGUCCUACGAGAGCUGCCAGGAGAGGGCAGCAGAGAGCGGCAAGGGCAGAGCUGGGGAGGGCCUGGAGGAGGAGGAGGACAGCACGGACUCGGAGACGCCCGACUCCCUGGACAGCAGUGACGCGGGUGACCGACACAUCCUGGGCAGAGGUGAUGGCUCUCGCUGCUACUAG